UAUAUAAACUUGGACUCUUACUGUGCCCUGUCACUGUCCCUUUAAAUACAGAGUGGACCUCUCUCUCUCUCUGUCUGUCUUUCUAUGCUCUCCCUCCCCUUUUCUCUCUGUUCCCUCUCAAUUCAAUUCAAAGGGCUUUCUCUCUCCCGUCUCUGCUCUCCACUACCUGUCUCUCCUGUCUGUUAUCUCUCUCUUUCCCAUGGGAUUUUGCUGAAGUUCAUGUACAGCGUAGCAACUUUUGAUUGACUGUCCCCGCAGUCCACUUGUAGCCAACUGUUCUGGCCAAAAGGCAAUCAAUUUACCGGGGCGGAAUUUCCGUUCGUAUCCUAAAAAAAGACGUCAACGUCAACGGGACCCAUGUGAAUGAUUGAACGCUGUGUACGGAAAGUUAGUCAACAGCAUCCUAUGGAAAAUACAGAUAUUCAACAAUAUAUCCAAGAGCGGGUUGUCAAGGUGGACAGCGAGGUCACGGGGUCGCCUGCGACAUCGACAGCCCUGAUAGAGAGCUAUGCUGAGCCUGACGUCUAUGAGAUAGGUAUUGAGGUGUCAGACCCGGGGGAGGAGUAUGUGAUGUCAUACAGCCUAAGAGGGCUGGCCCUCAUCUUCAACCAGGAAUACUUCUCGCCAGAGCUCCGCCUCCCUCAUCGCCAUGGUACCAAAGCUGACAAGAACAACCUCUUGCGACGACAGGAGGUCCUGGCUGUCAUAAACGAUGGUAAACCACAACAAAAAACAUUUUCAUCUGGAUUUAAUGAUGUGAAAGUACUGUCCCGAGAGGACAGAGGACAGGGGUAA
Messenger RNA from Oncorhynchus keta (chum salmon), 795 nucleotides. RefSeq names its product caspase-6-like. The transcript has 5 exons. Bases 364 to 795 code for a protein of 143 amino acids. Gene Ontology annotation, biological process: proteolysis. NCBI's taxonomy places the organism in Eukaryota, Metazoa, Chordata, Actinopteri, Salmoniformes, Salmonidae. Gene Ontology annotation, molecular function: cysteine-type endopeptidase activity. The record is from RefSeq and is a predicted model, not a curated record.